AUGGCGCCCAAGAAGAAGAAGUCCGGCACUUCGGCCAAGCCAUCCACCUCGAAGGCUCCGCCGCCCGCAGCCUCAAAUGCCACGGGGGUUGCGGGGACAAGUGAGGACGUGAGCGCUGCUGGGGGCGUGGCAGGAGUAGGUGGCGCCAUCGCCACUCCCCCUGCAACUGACACGGGGGCUGAAGGCGUCGGAGGAGAACAACUUCAGCAGCGUUUCGAUGGUCAAGCUCCGCAAGGUGCGGACGGGAGGGUGACUCCGCUUACACCCCCUCCUCCCACUGGCGGGCGCAGCCAUAGCAACGGUACUCGGUCCGGGAUGAGCCACCGCCCUCCAACCGUCCCUGCCAUGGGGGCGGUCACGGCACGUGUGUCCCCUCCCGGGCGAGCCAACCCAACCACUGGACCCAACGGAGCCGCGGACCCUCGAGUGCCAUCGCCGCGCGACCCCGCUGCCCAGGUGGCCGCCCCACCACAGCGCGGGCGCGCUACCGCCGUCGCCGCCGCCGCAGGCACCGUCAGGAGCCAGGCGACGGUGCAGUUGAGGUCAUCAACUUCCAUGCCAAGCACGACCACGGAGGCUAUGGCGCGGGCCCAGCUGCUACUAAGGUUCCCUGCCAGUAGCCGAGCAAAUGGAUGA
This is a messenger RNA of Aegilops tauschii subsp. strangulata, 636 nucleotides long. Lineage: Eukaryota; Viridiplantae; Streptophyta; Magnoliopsida; Poales; Poaceae. The record is from RefSeq and is a predicted model, not a curated record.